AUGCGAGGGGAUACUCCCGUGCCGACCGCCUCCGCAGAUGCCUGCCUCUUCAUUGCGUCCAUCUGUCGGCGCUGGCGGGAUCUCGCUAAGAGGCACGUCUCGUCGCUGCUGGUGAAGGAGGGCCGCGCCGUGUCUCACCGCGAUGUGCUCAACGCCGUCGCUUUCUUUCCCCGGCUGACCCAUCUGCACCUGGCGGAUUUGAGCGUUGAAUCGCUGGACGACGCGUUUCUAGCUGACCUCGCCUCUUCGUGCCCUUGGUUGAGAGCGCUGCACGUGGGGAUGCUAGCGGCGAAUGGGGGACCGCAUGGAAGCAAUGAGCGCGUGAUCACCGAAUCUGGCUUGGAUCAUUUCUUCCGCCAGUGCGCUCAACUGGAGCAUCUGUCGCUGUACUCAUCCCGUGUGUCCACUCUGCCCGAGAGCUUUGGGGAUCUUCCAGCUUUGAAGGCGCUGGUGCUGCGCCAGCUGCCACUGCUCCGUCUCCCUGCUUCCUUCACCCGACUCGCAUCUCUGGAGUCGUUGCUUCUCGUUGGGUGCAAGGAGCUGCUGGAGCUACCUGCAGGGUUUUGCUGCCUCACAGCACUCCAGACUCUGAGCCUGGCAUGUUCGCCCACCCUGCACCUUCCAGAAGACUUGGGUGCCCUGACCAAUCUGCGAACCUUUGAUCUUCAGGAUAACAGACAAGAGCAGCUGCCGUCCUCAUUCACGCAGCUGGCGUCGCUGACCCGGUUGGAGCUGGACGGUGCCCAUCUCCCUAACAUGGAGCACCUGGAACUGGUGCUGGAAGAAGAAGCAGAGAAGUCUCUGUCCCUGCUGGCAAGGCUUCCCCACCUCCGCACCUUGAUGCUCACGGAGGUCGGCAGUGUGAGCAAUCUGGUGGAACCUGGUGGCUCGGCAUUGCAGGAGCUGCAGCAGCUGAACAUCUACACUAGGUCUGAGAGAUUCACAGAGCUGCCUGACGCCAUCACCACUCUCCACCACCUCACAUCCCUUCAGAUCCACGCGCCGAAGUUAUCAUCUCUCCCGUACGCCUUUGGGGCAUUGUUAAGGCUGCGCAAGCUGGACUUAUCCUUCUGCUCUUCGCUCGCUCAUUUCCCUGAUUCCCUCACACAGCUCUCUUGCCUGCAUGAGCUGAACCUCUGCGACGCCAGCAUCCGCCUGCUUCCUGCUGGCUUUGCUAACCUCAGCAGACACAAGAAGCUUCAUCUGGAUCAAUGCGAGCAGCUGGAGGCUCUGCCGGGCGACUUAUGUGAUCUUAGAAUGCUUGAUGACUUGAACACUAGGAGGUGUGUUAUGCUCCAACGCUGA
Molecule: messenger RNA, 1305 nt
Organism: Closterium sp. Naga37s-1
Lineage: Eukaryota; Viridiplantae; Streptophyta; Zygnematophyceae; Desmidiales; Closteriaceae
Source: the annotation of a GenBank genome assembly